Messenger RNA from Striga asiatica, 1280 nucleotides. The record is from the annotation of a GenBank genome assembly. NCBI's taxonomy places the organism in Eukaryota, Viridiplantae, Streptophyta, Magnoliopsida, Lamiales, Orobanchaceae.
AGAAGCUUCUUCGUCAAGAAUGUAUGAGUCAUUCAUUGAAAACUAUGGAGGCUAAGGCCAUUAAAACCCACUCACCUGGUUUUCAAUUUGCGCUACCAAAACCAAUCAACCAUGUCUAUGUAAACAAUUAUCGACAGCUGGAGUUAGAAAUAUCAAAUGGAGGAAAAUCUUCCGCCCGGUUUUAGGUUUCAUCCUACAGAUGAAGAACUCAUCACUUACUAUCUGAGCAACAAAGUUUCUGAUUUUGAGUUCACAACAAAAGCUGUUGCUGAUGUUGAUCUUAAUAAGUGUGAACCAUGGGACCUCCCAGCAAAAGCAUCAAUGGGAGAAAAAGAGUGGUACUUUUUCAGCCUAAGAGACCGAAAAUAUCCAACGGGGCUAAGGACUAACCGUGCAACAGAGGCAGGCUACUGGAAGACAACCGGUAAAGACAAGGAAAUAUUACGAGGCAAUGUUUUGGUGGGCAUGAAGAAAACACUUGUUUUCUACAGAGGCAGAGCUCCAAAAGGCCAUAAAACCAACUGGGUCAUGCACGAAUAUCGGCUAGAAAACAAGCCAGCCUUCAAACCCACCAAGGAAGAAUGGGUUAUCUGCAGAGUGUUUGAAAAGAGCUCCACAGUUAAAAAGUGUGAACAACAGACGACUCGAGCAGUAUCCCCCGAAAUCAUGCUAAACGAUCAAUUCGGAGGAGACGACGAGCUGUCGAAUUUCACUACGAAUAAUGAGUUACAACAACAGCAGCAACAACAACACUACAACAACAUGAACAUGAACAUGAUAAUGAGCAACUUGCAAUCAUUGCCCAAUAUCAACUCAUUGCUUCUCACAGCAUUGCAGCUUAGAGCAUCAGCACAUAAUAAUAAUAAUCAUGUGAACUACUCUUUUAUGCAUAUGCCUCCACUUGAACAUUAUUUCGACACUUCAACAUCGAGGCCUGUCUCCGAAUCACUCCCGCCGCCACCUAUGGACGACCAAACCUUCAAUGUUGAGUCCAAUAAUAUUUGGUGAAUGAAAAAAGAUGUUGAUAAUUAAUUAAGUAAUUCAGCCAAUUAGGUAGGUGGUGGUGGGCCAACUCCAAUAUCGUGUCUCAAAUAAAUCAACGUGUAAUGGUAAUCGUCAAACAACAGUUAGCAGUUAUCCAAUUUGACACAAGAAGGAAAUCCUUCUUACAUUGUAUAUUUGGUUGUGCUUUCUUUUCUAUUUCAGUUUAAUUGCAACCAAAAUGCAAGAAAAGUUACAUUAGUGUAUUUCUUUUAUUUUUUAUUUUAUUAUUUUUUUUU